Messenger RNA from Rotaria sordida, 1485 nucleotides. Lineage: Eukaryota; Metazoa; Rotifera; Eurotatoria; Philodinida; Philodinidae. The record is from the annotation of a GenBank genome assembly.
AUGUUUAAAGCUGAACAUGAAAUUUGUUGUAUUGGUGCAACAACGUUGGAUGAAUAUGACAAACAUUUUGAACAAGAUCCAGCAGAUCCAGUAUUGAAAAAACAUUUUCAAGAAGUUUUCAUUGAAGAAUUAACAGUUGCUGAAUCUGUUAGUAUUUUGCGUGAUGGUCUUAAACGUUCGAUGGAAUCACAUAUUCGUUUUCCAAUUCUUGAUUCAGCCAUUGUUAGUGCUGUUGAAUUAUCUAGUCAUUUUAUAAUAUAUAAAUGUUUACCAUAUGAAGCAAUUGAUACUAUUUAUGGAGCAUGUAGAAACAUAUUCCGUGCUCGAAUGGAUAGUUCAUCUAAUAUAAUUGAUCGAUCAAAACAUGAAGAAUUAUCAUCAGACGUGACAGAAACAACAUCACCAAAAGAAAAAGAUGAUACGUCAACAGAAGAACAUACAUCAGAAAAGGGUGAUGCAUCAGAAAAAGAAGAUACAGCAACAAAAGAUGAUACAUCAGAAAUAGAUUUAACUGAAGUUAAAGAAGAAUCAAAACCAUUUACAUUAAAACAUGAAAUUCCAAAAGGUGUUGAUUCUACUGUUAUUAUUGAUACCUUUAGUAAAUUGACUGAUAUUCCAGUAUCGACAUUAACUAAAGCAGAAAAUAAUCGUUUAUCUAUAAUACGUGAAGAUUUACAUAAUAGAUUUAUUGAUCAAGAUGCUGCUAUUGACACUGUUGUUGAAACUAUUUUAAGAAAUCGAGCUGAAUUUCCAGUAAAAAAUCGACCACUUGCUUCAUUUUUAUUCUGUGGUCCAAUUGGUGUUGGUAAAAAAACAUUAGCACGAGCAGUAGCAUUACCAUUGUAUUAUUCAGAACAAUCAAUAUAUACUAUCGAUAUGAGUAAAUAUACUGAAGCUAAUUCAAUAUAUAAAUUAAUUAAUAUACCAAGAGAAGAAUAUAAGGUUGAUCCUGAACAAAAUAAAUUAAUAAAAAUUAUUCAACAAAAACCUUAUGCUAUUAUUUUAUUUGAUCAAAUUGAAAAAGUUCAUCAUGAAUUUUGGAAUAUUUUAUUACGAUACUUAGAUAAUGAUAAUAAGAUAAAUAAAAAAGCUGAUUUUACGAACACAAUAUUUUUUUUUAUAUCGAAUAUUAAUGAAGAAAUUGAUUUACAUUUUCGAAAGGAAUUUUUCGAUUGUUUGAAUAAUAUUAUAUACUUUCAAUCUCCUACUAUGGAUCGGCUUUGUUCUAUGAUUCAUUUUCGAUUAAAAUUAAUUGAAAAAAUUUACGAAAAACAAAAUUUUACAAUUAUUUUAACAUGGAAAGCUCGUGAUUCAUAUCUGAAAUAUUAUGAUCAAGUUCGUCAUAUUAGCUUAUUAAAAACAUAUGUGAAUGAACAAAUACUAAAUCCAUUGUUAGAUUCUUUAUCUUUAAUGAAACAUAUAUCAAAUACUAAAGUUGUUAUUGACAUUAAUGAUGAAAAUGAAUAUCAAGUUCAGUUUGGAUGA